AUGUCGCAACCGGUGUCACAUCCCACCCUCAUCAACCUUCCGCAGCCUCCCUCUAACCCGGACACUCCCUCUGAGAUGCCCGGCACACCUACAUCCACUACGACAUCCCUCUCUGCUCUCUCCACGACUGCAAUCAAGGAUGGCCACCGAGGUCAUGCUCUCCCCACAACCGGUCACCGUGGUCACCAACACCACUCCUCCACAAAUAGCCUCGAUGCCGAGCGCGCCGACCGCAUCUCCCGACUGACCGGCCUCUCCUCCAUCUCCGGGUUGCGCGCACCCAUCGGCUCGCACCAGUCGCAACACAAUGCCAGCCUCCAGACCACUCCCACGUCCACGGGCUUUCCCGGCAACGUACCGCCUCAGGUGCUCGGUGUCCCUGCCUACUUUGACUCCAACGGCCAGCCCGUCGCCGUUACCAAGAUGAGCACCGUGGGAACCGCCUCGGCCACCGAGAGCGUGGGCGGCCGCACGGCUACCGACCUGAGCGGCGUCGGUCAGAACGACGACGGUGACCAGGACAUGCGCGACGAAGAGAUGAGCCUCGAUACGAAUUUCCGUGAGAUGGACAGCGUGAGCGGAUACAUGGGACAAGGCCCGCCAGACAUUGAUCCCAUGGACGAGGACCUUACCAAUCGGAGCGUUGGUGGCUACGAGGACCGUAUGAGCGAUGACGGCUCAGCUAGUCUUGUCGGUUUCGGUGAGGGCGCAAAUAGCACCAUAUCCGGCCCCAUCUACGUGAGACGACCAUUACCGGGUGGCAUUGGGCUGGAGAGGAGCGCAUCUGGCUUGAGCGAGGGUGCUACACUUAGUCGGCAGAGGUUUGGCGACCGUGAGGGCGGCGAGACCCCCAUCAGCGUAGCCGCUGCUCUGGAGAGGCGGGAUGCUCGAAUGGUGGAUGGUGUAGCCACAGACGGCGUUCACGUUCCUGCCGGUGCAGCUGCUGCAGACGAAGACAUCUUUGUUGAUACAACUACAAGGGGGCCCGUGCCUGUUGGUUCCGUCCAGCCAGGCCAACCGAGUGCCAUCCGCGAGACUCAACAACCUCAUUCACAUCAGCAUCAGCAGAGCUCUACAGCCCGAGAAGAUGCUGAGCGCCUUGUUCGAGAGAGACUUGAGCGCGGCGAGUCACGGACGAGCAACACUGCAAUGGGGGCCUCUGGCGUGGGCGGAGAGAGACUGGGGCGUUUCUAUUUUGAAGAGCGAAAGUGA
This is a messenger RNA of Phaeoacremonium minimum UCRPA7, 1212 nucleotides long. RefSeq lists its product as hypothetical. Bases 1 to 1212 code for a protein of 403 amino acids. Lineage: Eukaryota; Fungi; Ascomycota; Sordariomycetes; Togniniales; Togniniaceae. The transcript is spliced from 2 exons. The record is from RefSeq and is a predicted model, not a curated record.